AUGGCCACUUCCUACAUGAGCUCUUCCUCCACCUACGGGGGUGGCUUUGGGGGCAGCAGCUCUCGCCUGUCCUCGGUGCGCACCGGAGGCACCUACCGGGCCCCGAGCAUCCACGGCGGCUCCGGCGGCCGCGGCGUCUCCAUCUCCUCGGCCAGGUACGUCUCCUCUUCAGGAGGAGGCUGUGGCAUUGGAGGUGGCUAUGGAGGAGGCUUUGGAGGGGGGGCAGUCUGUGGCUUUGGAGGGGGCUCCGGCUUUGGAGGAGGCUCCGGUUUUGGAGGGGGCUCCUGCUUUGGAGGGGGCUCUGGCUUUGGAGGGGGCUCUGGCUUUGGAGGCGGCGCUGGCUUUGGUGGAGGAUUUGACCUUGGUGGUGGCUUUGGUGGCGGCGAUGGCCUCCUCUCUGGCAAUGAGAAGAUAACCAUGCAGAACCUGAAUGACCGGCUGGCUUCGUACCUGGACAAAGUACGAGCCCUGGAAGAGGCCAAUUCGGAUUUAGAAGUGAAAAUCCGAGACUGGUACCAGAAACAAGCUCCCACCAGCCCCGCCCGUGACUACAGCAAUUAUUACAAGAUAAUCGAAGAUCUUCGAGACAAGAUCCUUGCUGCUACCAUUGACAAUUCCCGGGUCAUUUUGGAGAUUGACAAUGCCAGGCUGGCUGCUGAUGACUUUAGACUGAAGUAUGAGAACGAGCUGUUCCUGCGCCAGAGCGUGGAGUCCGACAUCAACGGCCUGCGCCGCGUCCUGGAUGAGCUGACCCUGUCCAGAGCCGACCUGGAGAUGCAGAUUGAGAACCUGAAGGAGGAGCUGGCUUAUCUGAAGAAGAACCAUGAAGAGGAAAUGAAAGAGUACUCGAACCAGCUGAGUGGAACAGUCAAUGUGGAAAUGGAUGCAGCUCCUGGCAUUGACCUGACCAGAGUUCUUGCUGAGAUGAGGGAACAGUAUGAAGCUCUGGCUGAGAAGAACCGUAAAGAUGCUGAGGCCUGGUUCUUCACUCAGACUGAGGAGCUGAACCGUGAAGUUGCCACCCACACCCAGCAGAUACAGACCAGCAAGUCAGAGAUCACGGAACUGCGCCGCAACCUGCAGAGCCUGGAGAUCGAGCUCCAGUCGCAGCUCAGCAUGAAAGCUGGGCUGGAGGCCAACCUGCGGGACACGGAAGGCCGGUACUGCGCGCAGCUGGCUCAGAUCCAGGCCCUCAUCACCAGCGUGGAGGAGCAGCUGAGCGAGCUGCGCUGCGACAUGGAGCGCCAGAACCAGGAGUACAAAAUGCUCAUGGACAUCAAGAGUCGCCUGGAGCAGGAGAUCGCCACGUACCGCCAGCUGCUGGAGGGCCAGGAUGCACACAUGAGCACCAGCCAAGGCCCUUUCCAGUUUUUUUCUGGGUCCCUCAGGGGUAGUUCAGGGUGUGGUUUGGCCCAGCAAGGAACUUCUUACAGAGCAUCAAGUGCAGAUGGUGGUGCCAGCAGCACACAUCCCUCCUUCUCCUCUGCCAGACCCUUCUGGCUGGCUGCAGGAGGGGCAGCCUGGGGAGGCUUCAGCGAGCACUAUGGGGAAAGCAUCUUCCUGGGUGGGAAUGAGAAACAGACUAUGCAGAACCUGAAUGAGCGCUUGGCUGCCUACCUGGACAAGGUCCGUGCCUUAGAAGCAGCCAACGCUCAGCUGGAGAGCUGCAUCCUAGAGUGGCACAGGACAAAGUCUCAUGGAAAGAGGCAUGACUUCAACCAGUACGAGCAAAACGUCACUGACAUGCAAAGACAGAUUGAGGAUAGCAAGAUCACCAAUGCCAGCAUCCUUUUACAAAUUGAUAACGCUAACAUGGCAACUGAAGACUUCAGGCUCAAAUACGAGGCCGAGAAGUGUCGCAGGCAGGGAGUGCAGCUGGAUGUGGAGAACCUGCGGAAGGAGCUCGACGGCAUGACCAUUAUUACCACAGAUCUGGAAAUGGAAAUUGAAGGCUUGAGAGAAGAGCACAUCCUCAGGAGGAAAGACCAUGAGGAGGACAUGGAAGCCAAUCGCUCCUCACAAGACUUCAAAGUCAAUGUAAAAGUAAACGCGGCCCCUCCUGCAGACUUAGGCAAGAUUCUGGCAGAAAUAAGAGAAGAUUAUGAGGCCAUAAUUGAAAAGAACCGUCAAAGCCUGGACAACUGGUACAAAGAACAGAGUGCAGCAAUGUCCCUGGCAGCAACCCCGAACCCCGAGCAGAUCCAGCGCAACGAGAACGAGAUCAAGGAGCUAAGGAGAACUUUGCAGUCCCUGGACAUCGAGCUGCAGGCACAGAUUAGUAAGAAACACAUGCUGGAAGACACCUUGGCUGACACUCGGAAUUAUUACGCUGCUGCACUCCAAAACAUGCAGCAGAUCAUCUCCAGGUGUGAGGAGGAGCUGAGCCAGGUUCGUCACGACAUGAAGCAGCAAAAUAACCAAUAUAAGGUUCUUCUUGGGAUCAAAACACGCCUGGAAAAGGAAAUUUCCACAUACCGCCUGCUGCUGGAAGGGAAUGCUGACGGGACAGCAAGAAAAUCUGAAACUGAAGAACACUCUGGGCUGAGCAACCGAAAGCUCAAAGCGAUUGUCCACGACAGCGUGAACGGGGAGGUGGUGUCCUCCACCAUCAACGAGCUCCCCCCACAAGCCUGA
Messenger RNA from Pyrgilauda ruficollis (rufous-necked snowfinch), 2634 nucleotides. Its product is annotated as keratin, type I cytoskeletal 15-like. Gene Ontology annotation, molecular function: structural molecule activity. Lineage: Eukaryota; Metazoa; Chordata; Aves; Passeriformes; Passeridae. Bases 1 to 2634 code for a protein of 877 amino acids. The record is from RefSeq and is a predicted model, not a curated record. The transcript has 14 exons.